Molecule: messenger RNA, 7441 nt
Organism: Schistosoma guineensis
Lineage: Eukaryota; Metazoa; Platyhelminthes; Trematoda; Strigeidida; Schistosomatidae
Source: the annotation of a GenBank genome assembly
GUAUAGGAUUCGAAAUUGCUGAAGGUCGUUGGUUUCUUUAAGAGGUCCCUCAUUAGUUGGGGAUAAUGGUUUCCAGCUAGCGUCUUUUACUAUGGGGAAUGCUCAUGCCUUACAGAAACAUCAGCUUUCAAAUGUUGGGAGUGGAAUGACGAGUUUCGUAGGCAUGAAAGAUUUUGAAAGUCGUUGGAAAUCCUUCAUGAAUUCACUUGAUUUGUCAGCCGAACAUAUAAAACAAAUUGAAUUGUUAGAUGAAGAAAAGAAGGCAGAGCUACUGUCAAACUAUGAAUUAAAAAACCCUAGGUGUUCUGCUUUUCACUAUGUUGCGCUUUUAAAAGCUAGUCGGAUUGAAUUCAUUUGGAAAAAGAAAGUCGACGGUUCAGCAUUUCGUUCUCUACUAUCGUCAGUAGAGAUUUCUCUUCGUACCAACAAUGUUGAAUGGGUUUAUGACUUUUUAGAUCUCGAGGGCCUUGAGGCACUAGCCGAUCUAAUGUUACAAUGUAUGCAUUUUCUACCAGGACAGGACACGACAUUCGGCCCACGAAUAUUUUGUGGGAGUAAAUCCUCAGACGAAACUUACCGGGAUCGUUACGAAAUAUCUUGCUAUGCAGAAGUUCCUAACUUCAUCCGUAAUAGUAGCAUAAAGUCAACCCAGUUUUCACCAAACAAUGCAUUUUUACCCAAAUCCAUUAUUCACAGUAGCUGUUCACCAAAAGGUUCUCUACUCACUGUAUCGUUCUUAGACUUUCUCGAGGAUUGCUUACAUCUGUCUCUCCGUUCACUUAAGGCCAUAUUGAAUAAUCAGAGAGGGUGUAGAAGAGCUAUGGAGCAUGCACUUGUCAUUAAUCUAGUAACAUUUUGUCUUCUGCAUCCUAAUUAUUCAACAAAAACGCUAGCACUAGAUAUGCUUACUGCAUUGUGUCUGAUUGAAGGUGGUCACGUGAAAGUCUUGCAAUCCUUCGAUAGGUUACGCGUUGUGAUGGGUGAAGGAUUGAGAUUUGAGCUUCUUUUAGCGGCAUUCAGAUACCACGAGUCGCUUGAUGAAGAAAGCUACAAUCUAGAUUUUGCAGUAACAUGCGUGCAAUUUCUCAAUAUUAUUGUUCAUUCACCAGAGAAUAUAAAUUUACGAGUAUAUUUACAAUAUGAACUCCACUUACUUGGAUUUGAUGAUUUGUUAAAACAAAUUCGUGAUCGUUCUGGGUCACGAUUAAAAGUUCAAAUUGAAGCCUAUUUAGAUAAUCGUGUAGAUUGUUCAUUACUACUGGAAGAUGCUGAAGCUAAGGAGGCAGCUGUUCUGGAACAAGAACGUUUGGAAAAGCGAUUGGAAUCAGAAAUGGCUAUAGCUAGAAAAUCUGAAGAGAAUUUUAAGCUCAAAGAAACUGAACUUCUUCGUGUUGCUGAAUCACUACGUAUAAAAAACCGAGAAUUCGAAAUAGCUGCUGCUGAUCGUGAAUCUGCAUUGUACAAACAAAUCAAUGAAUUAUCUCGUAAUAUUCAGUUAGCUCAACGAGAAAUAUCUGAUUUGAAACAAAAUUUACAUCUCGCGCAAACGUGUAUAACGAAGUCAUUCACUACAAUGUCCACUUCAACACAUUUUGAAAAUUCAAAGAGGAAUUCAUCAAUAACAAACAAUAGCAUUGAUCAAAAUUCCUCAUCUGAUCCACCCACAUUAGUAACACGAGCUGUGUCUAUCGAAGAUACUUUUUCUUCUUCGCACCAUUGUAACGGUAAUAAUGGGCAAAAACAUCAUUAUCAUCCUAGUCCUUCUGGUUCCGAAGCCUCAUUAAGCAAUAACACUAGUGACAUCAAUUGCAAUAAACAAGGCUCUUCAAGUGUUUAUACCGAUGCGAAUUCAUCAUUGAUUUAUCGGUCUAAAUUGGAUGUUCAGUAUAAUACUGAAGAGCAACAACAGGCACCCGUAAAACCCCAAAGAAAAGUAACAGAUCAAAAAGUAAAUAAUCUAUUUAAAUCCUGUGCCCUACAAAAUUUUACUACAUGCAAACAGUUAGCUAACCAAGCAGCUAAUUAUUUAGCCGAACUAGUCAAAUUAGUUUCUAGUUUAUCAGCAGCAGAACUGUUCAGUGCUGAAAAUGAUUCAUCCAAUGAUCGUUUAAUUAUGGUUUAUCCAAUUGGUUGGGAAUUUUCAUAUUCUUCUUCGUGUCCUUCUCCUCUUUCUUCUCACAAUGAUGAUAGUGUGAUCACACAGUUAACAGCAACAUCACUGGAUACUAUAUUCAAUGAUCGAGUAUUCAGGACAUGUUAUUUAGCGAAUAUAUCUAUGAAAGCUGAAGGAAUCUGUACUAACUCGGAAGAUUUCUUUCAUAUUUAUUCUAAUCAACUACCAGAUUUAUGGUUUAAUGCAUAUAAAAAAUUACCACAGAAUUCAUUAAACAAACAACAAACUUUAACAUCAAUUAAUUCAUUGCAUAAGACUGAUGAUUCAGUCGAUACAAGACAUUCAAAGGUUUUUGAUGAUCUUCAUAGAGUCGGACUUUUAGAAACCUCCUCUAAUAAUCGGUCACUGGAAAAUAUUGAAGCAGUCAACAUCGUUUAUAAUGAAUAUGAUAGGGAGAUCAAAUAUAAUUUUUCUAGAUCAAAACUAACUGAAUAUUUAUUACAUUUGAAAUUGAAUCCUAUUAUUACACAACGUUUAUUAAAUGAAAUUCAUUGUUUAGCAGAGAAUCUUAGAAGUAAUAAUAAUAAUAGUUUUAUGAUAAUGAAUUCAUCAACUAUUGAAUUGUUCGAACAACUGGAAAACGUAUUUCAAAAGUAUUUUAGUCAAUUCAAUAUCGACGAGUUAUUCCUUUGUAUUACUGGUACUGAUAAAAAUCAACAACGUUGGCCUUGUCUACUCACUUUACUGCAUGGUAAUCUUAUUAAAUUUACUCUGAUUGAAGAAUUGAAACUUAUUAACGAGAAUAUAUCAUUAGUUCUUGAAUGCUGUACAAGUAUACUAGCCAGUACUAAAUUACCAUUAAUUAUACAAUUAGUUUGGAGAUGUACAAAUGUGUUAUUGAAUGAUCACAAAUCAACUGGUUUUCAAUUGAAAAGUUUAGAUUCUCUGAUAGAUUGGCAGUUCACAUUACCACGAAUAUCUAAUACUAAAAGUCAAAUAGUCCAACACGAUCAACAAUCCUCUACAACAGCAAUUCAAGUUAAUGAGAUGAAAUUUUUGAAAACAGAUUUCAUGUUAAUGUUUGUCAAAUAUAUCAUGAAAAUUUCACCAAAUUUAUUAAACUGGACAUCGGAGUUAAAUCAAUUGGAUGUUGUGUCAAGAAUUUCAAUAUCUGAUUUAUUCAAACGUAUCGAAUAUGUCAAAUCAAAUUUAACAUUUUUAAUUCAUUAUUCUAAAACUACUGAAUUUGCGAAUAGUAAUAAUUAUACUAAUAACAAUCAUAAUGAUAAUAAUAAGGAUAACAAAAUGACAAGCCAAGGUAAUUUGUCAUUAGAAAAUGUAGCAUUGAUUAUUCGUUUACUUGAAUUGUUAACAAAAACAUCAGAAACAGUAAGUUGCAUUUUACAUUCAACUGCUUAUUGGAUCAAGAGAUUUCAACCGUCAUUAUCUACAUCACCAAGUUGUAAUAUGAUGUUAUCGGAUGAUUGGUUAAAUCCGCUUGUCAGAUUUGCAUUUUCAUUCAAGCUUAAAAGUAGAUUUAUGUGGACCAGGAAGCGGUUAGGAAUCCGAUAUCAAAACUUACAAGUACAAGACAUACCAGAGAUUUACUCUUCUAACAAUUUUUCCAUUGGUGUCAUUUUUUAGUCACUUCAGUUCUCAAAAUUGUUAGAGAUAGCUACUGUGUGCAAGUGUAAUUGCAGAAACUGCACAACGACAAACUAUGAGGUGCAAAAUUAGAUUUUCAUAGUUUGCUUCAAAUCUAAGAAGUAAAUCAGUAAUAUCAAACAAGUGAUGCACACAUCAAAUUAAUGUUAUUAAAAACAAUUUAAGAAGUCUUAAUUGUAUUCCGUAAGUUUAUUUCAUACACAGUCUAUGACAUGUCACACUCUGUUUUUCCCUAAUUUAUAAUCGACAUCGUAAACCAUAAAAAUUCUGUGAGUUAUUUAGAAUUUAAAAUCCCAUUAGUUGCAAUCGAUUUGUCGAGACAUAUGGGAAUAUUUCUUUGAAGCAAUUUUAUGUUUUUAUGCUUGUAAUAGAAAGAUUCAUAGUUCAUAAACAAAUAAAUAAUAUUGAUACUGUUACUGAUUUAUUUUUAGAAUUGUGUCAAUGAUCUCGAUAAAAAGUCACCUCAUUCACAAAAUUCCUCAUUAAAUAUACACGAUACUCAAUCUUCUAGUCAUUCACAUCAUCGUCACAGUCAAAAACACUUGAAAGAACAAGAAAAGGUAUUAAAUUUAAUUCUGUUUUCAUUUUCCAUUGGAAAAAGAAUUCCACCUUUUUGUUGUUGUUUUUCUUUUACAAAAAGGUUACUAUGGCACAAUCAACUUCUGAUAUAAUUGACAAAUUUUAUUUAAAUACUUUUACUGACACUGAAUGAAUCGGUUGUUUCGUACAACCAAUUUACAAGUUCUCCAACUGUGAAUAAACUAUGUAAAAUAGGAUUACUAGUUAAUUAAAUGAAUUUACUAUUAGAGCAGUGGAGAGAUGAUUUAGUGGUUCGACUUUUGGUCACUGAGUCGAAGGUUCGAUCCCCGCCCUCCCCUACCUCCGGCACCCAAGCAGUAUCAGUAACCUUCACUGUUAGACCGUGACUCGAGGCCAUAUUAAAUAAGUUAUUAUCAGAAUUAAACUGUCAUAGAUAGAAAAAAGUUUCAACCAAGAUAAUAAGACUCAUCAUGUAACCAUUGAAACCAAUCGAGAAUGGAAAUAUGUAGGCUACAGAACAACCAAUCAGGCCUCACUCCUAACAUUUUUACUAAUACUUUCAUAUAAUAUUCAUUUACUCAGUGAAGGAUUCUCGGCACGAAACACGCAAUAUUGCAGUAAAUUCAUUUUUAGUAUACAUUGUAGUUGUAAAGAUUUAAAAAUUAUAUUCUAGAGAAAAUAUUUACAAUCAUUAUCAACCAGUUCUGUCUCUUUGACAUGCUUUCAUUGUCCAAUAUAUUUGAUAAUAAUUAAUCAAGUCGAUAUUAAAAAUAUCAAAUUAAUACAAUAAGGUUAUCCCAACUACAGAGAAACGUGAGUAGCUGAAGCUCUCCAUACAUUGCUAGAUCUUACUGCCCUCAAUAUAAAAGUCCUUACUAUCCAUCCGACUUGGACCAUCUGUCCGAGCUAACAUAUCUGAUUCUAUUCACAUCUCACACUGUUAUCAUACAUACUGAUUCAACUCUAUCCUUUUACAUUACGAAUUUCAUGUUUUUCUUCCAUUAACACACAAAAAUACAAUAUAUCUCACAUGAAUCACAUUAACCGGAAUGACAUGUCAUCGACUGAGAACUGCUUUUUUGAUUGAUCCUACUAAGUAAUUUUGCUUGAUACCUUUGUACUAUUUAAAAUUAGGUUAAUUUAAUUUGUUUACUUAUUCUCUGAAGAGGUGGCUGACAUGUAGUCACGAAACGUCGGAAAAUGUUAUUUUUCUACUCAUUCAGAUGGAACAAAUAUAAUAUUUUUAAUAAUAGUAGUAGUACUCGUUUUAUUCAUUACUAUGAUCCAUGUUACAGUAAGGAGUUUUCAACAUCGGUUGUCCAACGUCGCAAUAAAUUUCUCAUUAACAUACAUUUAAGUUGAAAUUAUUCGGAGAAUUAUGUUGUAUAAAUGACUUUUUCAAUAGUUAGUAUCUGCCGCUUAUCUUUAGUCGUAAAGUCUUUCUAUCAGUUCUCAGGUGCCAAAAUUGUCUCCAUACACUUCGUGAACUUAGAAGAUGCAAAACACAUACCGAACCUACGGACACUAAUUGCCAACUGAAUGAGUGCAGAUUGCAUGUCUUUGGUAUCAUCACCCAGUAAGACAAUAUCAUCCGCAUACUGAAGGUCGAGAAGUCAUUCUCCAGGCAUUCGUUUAAGCGUUGCGGAAUUCUAGAGAUUGAUUCUAUUAUGGCUUGCAGUAUUCAAGAUUGAUACUGAUACACAAAUUUAUGUGCGAGACCCGAGCGUCUACUGAGUGAGAAGACUAAGAGCGAAGGGGGAAGCUUACAGAUCAAACUGAAUCAAAUGAAUAAAAACUCAUUUAUGUGUGUACGUGUAUAUGUACUCCUUAGAAUGUAAAACUAUUUCUUGACCAAUGACUUGCACUUAUCAAUAGGAGAACUUCAAUUGGCUCAAUGUGAACUCCUCAUUCUGUGGAUUGCGAUUGGUCCAUUUUCUCAGGUUUAGUAGUGUCAAUAUUAUUAACGCUUGGUAACAUCUAAAUGAUUUUUGAUAUAAAAGCGUUUUAUAAGGGAAAAUGUGUAGCAACAUCUCUGGCCAAUAGAAGUUUAGAAAGGUUUUGUAAAAAGUCGAUAUCAUACUUUAUCAUUUUUCAUUCAUUCCCUGUUGAACAAAGAUCCCAUCCUCGUCAAAACGUGAAAAUCGUCAUCGUAAGCCACGUACUCGUCAACUGGAUACAGACGGUCUAAUGGAUGAUAUAUUACACAAUCUCACUUUGAAUCCUCUAAGAGCAGAUAUACAUGUGAAACGAUCAGACAAGAUUGAUUAGAUCAAUGCUACUUCUUUCCCCUUCAAUGACACCAUAUAGUUUUCAUGAUAAUAAUACACGAACUAGUGCUGUUUUGCAAGUCUUCCUACAAAUAUACAUUCCUGUGAAUGGAAACCUUUAUCCCUUCGUUUUCCUUUCAUUUAAGGCGUUUCAUCUUACCGUUUAUCUAAUCUGCUUUGUUUUCCUUGAUAUUUGUACAAAUUAUUUUAAUGCUACGUAUUACCACUUAGUUAUAUAUAUCCCUUUUAGCAGAUAGUUAUUUUAUAAAGUACCUUGACCUCUGUGGUGCGUUGUCCUUUUGAACGUAAUUAUUUAAACUUAUGAAAAUUUACAUCUCAAUUUUUAUUCUUGCAGCAUUUCUUUCGAUUUAUUCGCGAAAACUUCAUCUGUCUGUCCCGAUUGUACUGUUUUAAGCUAUUGAAUGCUCCUCCUGAAUAUGUGUGUAUACAGGUACUUAUCCCUCUAUAUAUCGAGUACAUAAUAUCGUAUAAAUAUGCCUCAUCAGUGUCAUUAUUGUUUGCUUGUUGAAUACUGUAAACAGAUUAAUUUACUUUUCAUUUUAUCACCUUAACCUUUAUUCCUUUUACAUCAAUAAAUAAAGCAUCUUAUCCUUGUCAGCAGUUAUGUUGCAAAUUUCCUUUUUAUUGUGGUUGGUUAGUUUGCAUUGACAUAGAUAUUUGAGACUAGUUUGAAUUACCAACUUCUUUUGCAACCAGGUUGAUAGAUAAGUUUGAACAAUUAGAAAUGAUUUGGGAUAUUAUUCAGUUUUUGAAUAAAAAUUAGACACUAGACGUAACUACCAGUUAUUUCGUAUAGACGGAGUGAACCUUAGUGAGCGUGGAGUUUUGGUAGAAC